GCCGAAGUGUAGACAAGUGGUCGGCCUUCGACUCCGUACUCGUCACUCUCGCGUUAUCAGUGGUUUCAGGGCCAAACAAACAAGAAAAUUUAGGUUACAGUAUUUUUAAAGAAGACUAUUGUUUGUCUAUUUUCUGUAGAAAUAUGUUAUACGCAAGCUGUUUCACGUUUAGUUUGCAUUUAAGUAAAGGAAACGCCGUCUGUGUAGAGAGGAAUAUUAUAUUUUUUAUAUAUUGUAUUAACGUAUUCCGCGACUUCAUAACAACUGCUGUGAUAACGAGCGCAAAUUCCAGAUCGAAAUGACGUCCACAGUUUCCUCGUUGUUUGCAAGAAUAAUGAUCUUAGUUGUAUUGUUUCCGGAGAUCAAGGCUGAGGGUGAAUGUGACCACUUGAAAACAAUUGAGGUCACUGUGAAGGAUGGUACUUUAAGGGGUACAAGCUUGACCUCUGAGAAAGGGAGACCAUUCUGUGUCUUUCUGGGUAUUCCUUAUGCCCAACCCCCAGUCGGAAACCUACGCUUUAAGCCUCCUCAGCCAGUUAUACCAUGGCAAGGUGUCCUCAGUUCUACAAAGGAUGCAGCUGACUGUAUGCAACCACCACCUCCUUUUACACAGAUUAAUGUAUCUGAGGAUUGUUUGUACCUCAACGUUUACACCCCUAAGCUGAAGACUUUGAAUGGAACUUUGCUGCCUGUGAUAGUAUUCAUUAGUGGAGGUGCUUUCUAUAUGUCUUCAGGCAGUAUCAAUACUUACAAACCUCAACUCUUCAUGGAUAAAGACGUCUUGCUAGUGACAUUUAACUACAGAGUGUCAGCUUUUGGUUUUCUGAGCACUGGUGAUGAUGAAUCUCCUGGUAACUAUGGAAUGAAGGAUCAGGUGGCAGUAUUGCGGUGGGUCCAUGACAACAUAAAAGAGUUUGGUGGAGAUCCAAACAGUGUCACAAUCAUGGGUCAAAGUGCUGGUAGUGCUUCAGUUCAUUACCAUAUGCUGUCUCCUACGACGAGGGGACUGUUUCAUAAUGCUAUUUCAAUGGAUGGGACACUUAUUUCACCAUGGGCUAGAAGUGAUAAUCCAGAGAAAAUUGCAAAGAAGUUGGCUAGACUUGUGAAUUGUCCUACAGAACCAUCAGCUGAUCUGGUAGAGUGCUUACGGCAACGUCCAGCUACAGAUCUUACUGAUACGAUCUAUAAACUAUGUCUAUUCUUUAUCUUGGUAACUCCUGGAUAUGCGCCAGUGGUGGAGAAACAUUCAGAACGGAACUUAGAGCCUUAUCUCACACAGGAUCCACUUCAGUUGAUUCUAAAUGGCAGUUUCCAGCAGGUGCCUUGGCUAAUGGGUAGCAAUUCUCAGUCCAGUGUGUUCUUCUUUGUAACGAUUUUAAACAACCCUAUGCUGCUCAACCAACUAAAUGAGAACUUUGAAUUCAUAUUGCCAAACAUGAUGCUGCCUGAGAGUAUGGAACCCGAACAGAAACAGCUUUCGUUGCAAGGGAUUUUUGAUUUCUAUGGGCUUGAUCACCACAAGUUACGUGUAGAGCAAGAGAUGCAGUUUAUAGAUAUGACCACAGAUCGCUUCUUCAUGCAUGGAACGAACAAAGCAGCCCUACUUCAUGGCCUGGCAGGUCACAGGUCCAUUUAUAAAUACAAUUUUGCAUACAGGGGCCUGUUUUCAACAUCACUGUGUGCAUCACUGAAAAAUUAUGGAGUAAGUCAUUCGGAUGAAUUGAGAUACCUGUUCCAGUGGUGGCCUUUCAACAUCAAACUGCCUUACAGUUCUGAAGAUCUGGAGGUCAGAGACCUCCUCCUCACACUAUGGACAAAUUUUGCAAAAUUUGGAAACCCCACUCCUUCCAAAUCAGUGAAUGCCAGUGACAGCAGCAGUCUAUUGGAGAACCUAGUAUGGCAUCCAAUAGGAGAUAUCAGUGCAGAUAACCAUCAUGUGCGCUACCUCAACAUUGGACAAGUAGAUGCAUUCCCUAUUGAUUCUCUCUUCCUGAACGAAAAUCUGGGACCUGUCAAACUGAACAUGGCUGAGGACUUGCUCAAGAAUCGCACUGAAUUUUGGGACUCCUUACCCUUAAGUGAAAAUGUUCCAUGUUCUAUUUGUUAGAAAACACAAAGUUGAAGCAGUUCAUGCUGCAACUUACUUGCAUGUGUAAUUAUAUGGAACUGGUUGUGAAGUAAGGAGUGUCAUUUGUAAUUGCUUACAAUAUUUGACCCAAUCUUUGUAGAGAAUAGGAAAAUUAUAGGUAUAAAAUAAUUCUUA
Zootermopsis nevadensis is the source of this 2263-nucleotide messenger RNA. RefSeq names its product juvenile hormone esterase. Lineage: Eukaryota; Metazoa; Arthropoda; Insecta; Blattodea; Termopsidae. The record is from RefSeq and is a predicted model, not a curated record.